GUGGUGACAUAAGCAUACAUUUAUGUCGGCGUGUGACGCACUGCCCUUUGACAAGCGCCACUGGUUUAGAGUGCCACUCCGUAUAAGCCUGUUUUGCACUCGCAAAGGCUCAGACUUCCACAACGGUUUCAAGGCCACCGUCCCCAACUUUAAGAAUGGAGUCUCCUGGGCCAGCGACCGGGGCAGGAUACUUUUCUGCACCUUUCGAACGCUUUAUACGAGACGAGACAGGCGCUUUUACCUUGCUAGAUACGAUGGAGACAUUCUUUGACUCUCGGCUGGACUUACUCCAGCGGCAGAUACAGAAGCACAGCGAUAGAUUGAAAUCGAAAGCCGAGGAAGCCUUGAAGAAACGUGUGCAAUCAAGCGAUGUACUAGCAGAGAAUUUUGAUCGCGAGAUCAAAAACUUCAAGCUGAAGGUUUCGCUUCGUAUGCAAAACCUAGCGGAAUCGUGGCAUUCCGCCAAGGUAGUGAGAACUCGUGAUAAAGUGUCGUUUUUCUUUAGCGUCAUGUCCCUCCUCGUGUCGGCGUUGCUCUUUGGCUUAGCACCACAAUGGAUCCAUAUCGCAUAUACAGUGCAAGGCUUAUAUCUCCUUCCUCUUCGUGCCUACCAAUACAAGAAGCGGUCAUGGCAUUAUUUCCUGUUCGAUCUCUGCUACUACGUCACGAUCCUCAACUUCAUCUACAUGUGGUUCUUCCCAUCAAAUACAGCGCUGUUCAUGGCUUGUUAUAGUUUAUCACACGGCUCGCUCGCUAGUGCUGUUAUCACUUGGAGGAACAGCCUUGUUUUUCAUGACACGGAUAAAGUCACGUCGUUAUUCGUGCAUAUAUACGCGCCUUUUACAUUCACAGUGAUCAGGCACUUCUAUCCGAAUGCAGAAGACAGAUUCCCCGCGCUGAAGGCACUCCCGUACCUCAAUCCAGUCCGUGCUCUCCUUAUGAGCGGCGCUAUAUAUAUCUGUUGGCAGUUGAUGUACUGGAAAUUUGUACUGGUAGAUCGUCGAAGCAAGAUUGCAUCUGGCCAGCGAACGACGUCCUUUUCUUUCCUUUUGAAUGACAAGCGUAGUGCCAUUGGGCGAGCUUUGUCGACAGUUCCUCCAAAGUACCGUGAAUCUUCAUUCAUGACGGGGCAACUUGUAUACUCUCUCCUUACAGAACUGCCUGCGGUGUUCUUGUUGUAUGAUAGCCCUAUGUGGAGUGGAGCGUUCCUUUUGUUUAUAUUCUCUGUGAGCGUGUGGAACGGUGGCGGAUUCUACAUCGAGGUAUUCGGUCGCAAAUUCGAACGCGAAUUAGAGGCACUUCGAAAGGAGCUUGCGGACGGCAGUAAUAAUAAUAGUAACAAUGGCAACAGUCGCUCUGGCAGAUCAAGUCCCACAUUUACAGAUGGUGAAUCACUUGUCGGGACGCCAUUAUUAUUGGCCCAGACGUUACCAACUACCUCCCUUGAUGAACUGCUCGCAGAAGCCGAAUCCUCUGACAAGGAUAAGGAUUUAUAGGCAUAAUGCCAACGGUUGCCCAGUUUCCUUGUAUCUCUGGGUGUUUUGGAAACGCCUUGGAACGUCACAUAUAACAAUUUGCUGUG
This is a messenger RNA of Suillus plorans, 1582 nucleotides long. RefSeq lists its product as uncharacterized. The transcript has 8 exons. Lineage: Eukaryota; Fungi; Basidiomycota; Agaricomycetes; Boletales; Suillaceae. Gene Ontology annotation, biological process: phosphatidylcholine biosynthetic process. The record is from RefSeq and is a predicted model, not a curated record. The coding region runs from base 156 to 1496 and encodes 446 amino acids.